Drosophila subpulchrella is the source of this 5604-nucleotide messenger RNA. RefSeq lists its product as uncharacterized. Lineage: Eukaryota; Metazoa; Arthropoda; Insecta; Diptera; Drosophilidae. The transcript has 2 exons. The coding region runs from base 150 to 5402 and encodes 1750 amino acids. The record is from RefSeq and is a predicted model, not a curated record.
GUCAAAAUUCUUCGGCUUGGGGGCAACAAAAAAUAGUUCCAAACUUGUGUUUAAGGCUUUUCUGUGUUUCCAAACUUUAUAGGUCAGGGACAACGCUAUGGAAAUUUGAUCACCGAGUCUGGGAGCAGUGUGAGGGACUGAGAGGCAAGAUGGCAUUGGCACCCGAGGAUAACUCCUCGUAUUUGAAUAUGGAACGCUUAAAAAAGACCCAGAAGCUUAUCCACCUUUAUCGAUCAUACGAAUGCCUAUGGAACCCCCAAUCUCCUGGUUACCACAGCAGUACUGUAAAGGAUGACGCUUGGCGAAGAAUAACUCUCCAUAUGAAGAGCGGCUUAACCCCUGACCAGGUUAAGCUGCAGAUACUCGGCCUCCGAAACUAUUACUCCCAGGAAUGUUCCGCCCUUCAAAGGAGUCAGCAAGAAGGUUAUAGUUAUGUUCCCAGGCACUCUUAUUUCCAGGACCUGCAAUUCUUGGGUAACCUGGAUGUUGAAGAAACAAAUGAGCCCAAGGCCAGUUUUAGCAUGGGCCAAGUCAAUGACCUCCUGGAUGAUGCUUUUCUUCUAGAAGAUAGUACUACUAUUAGAGCAAACAAUUCGCCCAACUUUUCGGAGGCCGCAUUCUUUUCUCCUUUAGCUUCAUUGAGUCCCUGCGUUAGUUUAACCAAAGACGGUUACACCUUCUAUAAGAUGAUAUUAGAACCUGAACCACCCAAUGGAGAGGAACUAAGGGAGUUUAAAAAACGAUCCACCUCCGGCAACGACCGCUGGUAUCCCACGACCUACUGUGUGAAGUGCAAGCAAGAGGAAGAACAUAAUCGCGAAGAAAGAGGUCAAAGCCGUGGGAUUAAUUCUGAAAGUAAAAGUUCCUCGGAUGGGAAUCAAUGCAGUUGUAGCAGAGCGCGGACGGAUGAGUGCUCGUGUUCAAACCAAUCUCAGGAUAAGCCAAGAAACGUGACAAAUCGAAACGGUAUUCAGUAUCGAACACAGGAUCAAAUUCCUUUACCGAACAGCCGUAAACGCUAUCCACGAACCCAUCAAAAUGGGGUCUUUGUAGAUCUAGGCAACUGGGACGAUGGGGAGUCCACCAAUAAUGGACAGCGGAACGAUAAGUGGCCAGGUCCCAGACUAUGUUCCCAAAACCGCCAGGAAUGGCAGCCCAGAUACCGCAAAGUAGUCCCAAAUGUCCCAAAUGAUGAUCGAAAGUCCAAGUGCGGAAGCUGGAAGCGGAAUAAUGAUGCCAUAUGCCAGCGACUUCAAAAUCAGUUGGCGAGUCAGGAGAACCAAAGUGCACGUUACUCCGAAAAAGGCUCCGAAGAAUUCUCUGCCCAGAGUCAAGAGAAUAAGAAUGAUCGUCGGCGGUCGGGCGAGGAUCAAUUGAAUGCGAUGCUAUUACAGAAAAAGGCGCAGAAGAAUAGGAACUCCCAGAACACUCCCAUUGAUCCGGCACAGUAUAACAACAAUCAACCGAUUUCAAAUCAGGCUUACUAUAAUACAACCCAACCGGUUGAAAAUCAAUGUUAUUGCGAUACUAACCAAUCAAAUGUGGAUCCCCAGCGAUGUAGUACGUAUGGAUGCCAGUGCAUGUACUGCAAUCGAACUGUGAUUCCACCCCAGGGGAAUUACUACGUAACGCAGCAGAUCGAUCAGAAUGCCCCAAACUAUUCCAGAGCAGUUCCCCCAGAUAAUCAAGUGGGACAGGCUCAACCUUAUGGAGAAGCGAAUUAUUAUAAUGAGUACGGACAGCCUGCAUAUACCAACCAACAGCAAGUCUAUUGCAUCAAUACAGAAAAUGCAGAAAUAUGGGUAAAGGAUCAGUCCGCGCCUGGAGCUCCAAAUCCUGCCCAGGUGCCCAUGGCUCCGCUAUCUAGGUCCUGGCCGCAGGAAACGGAAAGUGGUCUACCCCAGCCAGGUAGUCAGGCCGUAAGUGCUCCUCCCCAAAGUCUAGAAAAGAUCUUUUCAUCAAAUAUAAAUAAAAUUCUUCAGCCCGAGCAACCUAUUCAGCAUCCUACUGAAAAGAAAAGACCAGUGCCACCGCCACGGGAUAUUAAAUAUGUGGAGUGCCCUGCCUAUAAAGGGGUACAAAAAACUGGUGACCAAAGAGAACGAUUAGGAAAGGGAAAUUACCAAAGUCAACGAAGAACUAAUGAUUCUGAGGAGGAUUCUGUUGGUGGGAACAAUCAACCGAUAAGAUCAUAUGACGAAGGGAACCGAUCUCGUAAGAGACAACGUAAUCAAGACCCAGAUCGUCAAGUUCAAAAUCAAAAUGAAGAACGUCCUACACAAAGGCGAUCUCGCAAUGAUGAUGGGGUUGUUAGUAACCCCAAUUCCAACUAUGAAGAUUCUCCUCCACGACGGGGUAGAGAUCCUAACGGCAGCUCAAACAAAUCAAAAGUUUUUCAACUUCAAACCGACGAUUCUCAAUUUAUAGAGUGUCCAGCGUAUAAUCGUGAAAAUCCCAAGGAAUGCCCCAGUUUAAAAUGCAGACUAGACGAUCCCAGUCAACCAAGCCGCGGAGAAAGAAGUGUCCGAAGGAGAAGGCCCACUUCAGGGGAUCGGGACUAUGAUGAGGAGGAAACUCCAAGUUCCAGGAGAAGAUCCCAAGGUCAAGAUAGAAAUAGGCCAGAAAAUGGUGACUAUGAAGAGCAGAAACAAAGUGUCAGGGAAAAAUACGCUGGUCAAAGGCAAGAUGAUAAUUCUCGGAUCAAAGGAAAAUCAGAUGAUGAAGCUUAUAGGUCAAAAAGGCGAAAGGAAGAAAACUGCACCGACAAAACCUGUCCGUUUAGAAGUUCUACUAAAAAAUAUAAAGAUCGUUCCGGUCGGGAGGUGGAAAACCCAAGAAAUGGUAAUGGCAAUGGUAAUUAUCAAAGCUCAAAAAGAAAAUAUAAUGAGUGCGAUGAUUACACGUGUCCAUAUAUUAAUUCUGGCGAAGUAAAAGCAUCCCCUAAAGAAAGGUCGCGAAGGCAACGAGAUCAAUCCUAUCCAAAAGAGUACGACGAGGAAGAAAGUGAAGCCAGAAGAAAGUAUAGAAGUGAGUCCCCAGCAAGAAGGCCACCAAGGGAUUUUAAUAAAUUUGAAGAUUCCGAAAAAAACCAGAAAGAUGUUAGGAAUUAUAGGCGAACGAGAAAUGAGGCUUCCGCUGAUAUUGAUGAUUCAGAUGACAAUGUAUAUAAGUCAGAAAGAUAUAGAAAUGAUAAUCGCAACUAUAAUAAAGACCAAGAUAUUGAUAUUGAUGAUGCUGAUGACAAAGCAUAUAAGUCAAGAAGAUAUAGAAAUGAUAAUCGCGACUAUAAUAAAGAACAAGAAGAUGGGGUGCCUACAGAAAGAGUUAACAAGUAUUCGAGAAGGGAGGAAAGAAAUUAUUCAAGUAAAGAUAAUGAAAGGUAUCAGAGAGGUUACCGCAAUGGAAACGAUUACAGAAACAAUACAGUAGAUGAGUGCAUGUGUGAAGACGAUUUUGAAUCCGAUAAUGCCUAUGGUGCCUAUCCUAUGAGGGAGAAUAAGUAUCGAGGUGACAAGGUAUCGAAUGAUUAUAAAAGAACAGAAACAUCCAGAAGAAUCAAAAGUUAUGAUGACUCGGAAAAUGAGGAUGGAGAAUACGUAAAUUCGGAUAGGAAAAACAAUUAUCGGAAACGAUAUGAAGACCAGCAACCUUUUUAUUCAAGGGGAACGGACAUGGCAACUUCUUAUUCGAGGGGAACGGAUGUAUACGAGUCGGAAUAUGACUGCCUUUGCAGUGAUAAUGAAGAUCCUCAGAGCUCUAGGCAAAACAGGAGCAAUCAAGCAGCCAGAAACGAUCAGAGGGCCUUAGGCAAUACCAAAAAUGAAAUGAAAGAAAGAACCAGAGGAAAUAUAAACAAUACAGGGGCCGAUUUUAAUGGCAACGAUUAUCCAAAAUACGAAAAUAGUAAUAGCAAUAGGGCACCUGAGUCUUCUGUGCCAAAAAGAAGUAGACAAGAUAAUCAGAAUUCCGAAGAUCAUGGAAAGAAUGACAGAGAUAGGAGUAAUGAAAUAGACGGCUGUUUAUGCGAACCUGCAGGAGGUGAAUAUUACUCAAAAUACCAAAAUGGAAAUACCAAUAGGACGCCAGAGACUCCCUCGACAAACAAAAGUAGAAAAGAUAAACAAGAUCCCAAUGAUCCUGGGAAGGAUGACAGAGGUAUAAGAAAUGACAUAGAGUGCUGUGAGUGCGAUCCUAAUGAAGCUGAAUAUUCCAAAUACGAAAAAAACAGCUCCAAUCAAGCAAAUGAUAACGAAGUUUCUUGCGAGGAUUGUACAUGUGAUCCUAACGAACCAAAGAUUACUGUGGGCAAGGAACGAAAUCAAGCUGGUAGUAUCAAUGCUUUAGCCGAAAGCCAGGAUCACAAAAAAGAGUCCAGCGGAAGGCCCAAGAAACCAUCGAAGACGGAACGAAAGGAAGCCAAAACUAAGCCAGUAUCUACCAGUGAUAACCAGACGCCUACUGUCAAGAAGAGUUCCCGCCCAAAGACGGGGGUUUUCCCCAGAGUUCAGUCCCGAUCUGCAAGUCCCGCUCAUCUCGCUGCAUCUCUGAGGACUCAGCCAGGAGAGCCGAUCAAGAGACGAACCUCGUUGAGGACUGGAGGACAAUCCAGUGCCGCCAAGAGAACCAUGGACACACAUGCAGCUGCCAACAGCAAGUUGCCCUUUGAUCUAAACUCGGCCGCCUAUUUUAUUUGCAAAUUACAGGACGAAGGUAACAACCAUCAGUACCUCCUUGUGGUGCCAAAGAAGCCGAUUGGACCACCAGAUGGCCAACGGAUGGGCCCAGGACAAGAGUCUGUGAAGCAGCUGCACUGCCAGCGGCAGUGCUCCGGCUUUCAGAGCAUGUCCUGGGUCGAUUCGUCGGCCAUCAGCCAAUCCCAGCCAUCCCAGCCAUCUCGACCAUCCCGCCCAUCCCAGCAAUCCCAGACGAGGAGUGGUGGCCUAUCCGUAUUGGGCUCCUUUAGGGUCCCACCUGUCCUGGCCAGCACGGCGCUGUGCAUCAUCAAGGAGCACCUCAAUAGAUCCACUAUAGACACAAAUCCAGGUUAUAGAGAAGCGUUGUCUCGCCCCCAUAACAAAUGGCGUUCUUUACUAUCCAGAGCGACGUCUUCGAGGCCCAGGAGACCCGUUCUUCGGCCAUCCCACAAAGCCUAUGCCCCGACUCUGGACGAGAACAGGACCUUACUGCUCACCAACAAUCCCUUUCAAGAUUUGAGCUACGGUGACAACAGGCGAGAGAUUAUAGUGCUACAUCCACCGGUUCCGGGUUUUCGACCCUCGAAGAACUCCUUCAGCAAGGACGAGGUGGAGAUGCAGCACAUCUCAGUCCCCAGCCAGGACACCGAUGUGCAUCGUAAGCCACCCAGGCCGCCCAUAAAACCCAGGAAAAAGCAUCCUCGGUGAUCAAUCCAUAGCUGUAAUGUCCUCACACAUACUUCCCGGCCCUUGAAUCAUCAUAUAAAGAACAGCACCCAACCGAAGCCGAAGGACUCAGCUGCCUUUUAUUCAAUGAGAGAUGUUUUAGGCCAGGAGUCGAGGGGCUUCACGCUUCGCCGUCCACUGUGGUGGCUACGGAGUUUUGGGAUCGUUCGGGGUUAGCCCAAAA